Chelmon rostratus (copperband butterflyfish) is the source of this 1560-nucleotide messenger RNA. It is a transcript of the gene slc18a3a, whose product is annotated as solute carrier family 18 member 3a. The transcript has a single exon. Gene Ontology annotation, molecular function: acetylcholine transmembrane transporter activity; xenobiotic transmembrane transporter activity. Lineage: Eukaryota; Metazoa; Chordata; Actinopteri; Chaetodontiformes; Chaetodontidae. The record is from RefSeq and is a predicted model, not a curated record. The coding region runs from base 1 to 1560 and encodes 519 amino acids. Gene Ontology annotation, cellular component: terminal bouton; membrane; AP-1 adaptor complex. Gene Ontology annotation, biological process: chemical synaptic transmission; xenobiotic transport; transmembrane transport.
AUGGAGCCGGAGGGGACCACAGAGGGACAAGUCACUAAUUUGGCACAAUCUGCCGCGUCCAAACUGUCCCAGAUGGGCGAAAGAACUAAACAACUGGGCAAUGUGAUCCAAGAGCCAGAGCGGCAGAAACGGAUUAUUCUAGUGAUAGUCUGUAUAGCACUUUUGUUAGACAACAUGCUUUACAUGGUAAUUGUGCCAAUCAUACCCGAUUACCUUGAAGGGCUACAGAAUGCAGCGGAUCGAGCCCAAGCUGCUGCACCGCACACCAACUCCACUAACAGCACCAUCCACAAAGUACCCAAGGGGAACUUCGACCUACAGAUCGGCGUUCUUUUUGCCUCCAAAGCCAUCCUGCAGCUCCUGGUGAACCCGAUAAGCGGCACGUUUAUAGACCGGGUCGGGUACGAUAUUCCACUCUUCAUCGGUCUCAACAUCAUGUUUCUCUCCACCCUUAUUUUUGCUUUUGCUGAAAAUUACGCGACUCUGUUCCUGGCGCGCAGCAUGCAGGGCCUCGGCUCGGCUUUCGCGGACACUUCAGGGAUCGCUCUGAUCGCAGACAAGUACACGGAGGAGAAAGAGAGGAGCAAAGCGCUGGGUAUUGCCUUGGCUUUCAUCUCUUUUGGAAGUCUUGUGGCGCCCCCCUUUGGAGGGGUCCUUUACGAGUUCGCAGGGAAGCGGGUGCCCUUCCUGAUUCUGGCCUGCAUCUGUCUCACUGAUGGCAUAUUGUGCCUGACUGUACUGAAACCCUUCUCCAACCGAGAGAGAGAAAACAUGCCAGUGGGCACCCCCAUAUAUAAACUAAUGAUUGAUCCUUAUAUAGCUGUAGUGGCUGGUGCUCUGACCAUUUGUAACAUCCCUCUUGCCUUCCUCGAGCCAACUAUCGCCAACUGGAUGGAGGAGACCAUGCAUUCCAGCCAGUGGGAGAUCGGCAUGACAUGGUUCCCUGCCUUCUUCCCUCAUGUCUUAGGUGUAUAUCUCACUGUCAAAUUAGCAGCCAAGUACCCUCAUCUCCAGUGGUUUUACGGGGCUAUAGGUAUGGUUUUCAUAGGCGCGAGCUCCUGCACAGUGCCAGCCUGUAAAAACUUUGGACAGCUCAUGAUCCCGCUGUGCGGAAUCUGUUUUGGCAUCGCCUUCGUGGACACGGCGCUCCUGCCAACACUGGGCUUCCUGGUGGACGUGCGGCACGUGUCAGUGUAUGGCAGCGUGUACGCCAUCGCAGACAUCUCUUACUGCGUGGCCUAUGCCCUGGGGCCCGUGGCGGCUGGACAAAUAGUGCACGACCUGGGCUUCGUCCAGCUCAAUUUAGGAAUGGGCCUCGCCAAUGUACUUUACGCACCGGCGCUCCUGCUGCUGAAGAAUGUGACACAGAUGAAGCCUUCUUUCUCCGAGCGAAACAUGCUCCUGGAGGAUGGCCCAACGGGACUGUAUGAUACGAUUAAGAUGGAGCAACGGGAGAAGAAGAGAAAGGGCUUGUGUACAACGAUCGACGAGAACGGCUUAGAAACCUUUGCGCAACGGUCGUAUUCAGAGGAGGAAUCCUCGGGAGGAGAGUAUGCGUAA